Molecule: messenger RNA, 1366 nt
Organism: Quercus lobata
Lineage: Eukaryota; Viridiplantae; Streptophyta; Magnoliopsida; Fagales; Fagaceae
Product: lysine-specific demethylase JMJ30-like
Exons: 6
Coding region: 156-728 (190 amino acids)
Source: RefSeq, a predicted model, not a curated record
CGUAGCCGCCUCUCCCUCUCAUCUCACUCACAGCCGCCUCUCCCUCUCAUCUCACUCAGACUCAGUUUCAUCUCACAGCCGCCUCUCUUCUCUCCCACUCUCACUCGCUCUCAAUCUCACCGUCGGCCCAACUGUCCAAGCUCUCACCGCCGGACAUGUCCAGCGAUGAGUCAGACCGUGACUCGGGGUCGAUUCAGCAGCAAUUGGUGCUUCGGUCUUUACCCAUUAAGUCUCUGUCUUGUAAAAUUGUGGUAAAGAGGCCUGCUCUAUCUUUGGAGGGGUUCCUUCAUGAAUAUUUUCUAUCAGGUUCUCCAGUUAUUAUUAGUGACUGUAUGGCUCAUUGGCCAGCCAGGACAAAGUGGAAUGACUUGGAUUAUCUAAAAAGGGUUGCUGGAGACCGCACAGUUCCAGUUGAGGUUGGCAAAAACUAUUUAUGCUCACAGUGGAAGCAAGAGCUUAUCACAUUUUCACAGUUUCUUGCAAGGAUUGAGGCCAACAACUGUUCUGACAACCCUACAUAUCUUGCCCAACAUCCGUUGUUUGAUCAGAUAAGUGAGUUACGAAAGGACAUUUGUGUUCCUGACUAUUGUUUUGCUGGGGGUGGGGAGCUGAGGCCUCUUGAUGCCUGGUUUGGUCCAGCUGGGACAGUAACACCGUUGCACCAUGAUCCACAUCAUAAUAUACUUGCUCAGGGAUAUCUGUAUAUAAUUUCUUCAGUACUUCUGUAGACAAGAAAACUGAUACCAAGCAAGACCACAGCUUGUUACUCUUAUACUUCAUUGAUGAGAGAAAUAUGUUUCUCACAACUUUAAUCUUUACAGCAACAAAAAAUUCUCUCUGCUAAUAUAGUUACAGAUAUAUUCCUUAUGGUGUACCUUUAGUACUAUUACUCUCUUGUGCCCAACUGCGAUGUCUAGGUGUGAAAUGGCACAAUGUAUAAUGAAGAAGAAAGAAUGUCAUUUUACGUAACUGCCCAUGGGCACAACACUUUUAUUGAGUGUCUUGGUUGAUUCUCUGAAUGCACAAUGGUGACAAUCAUAUUGUGACUUCUCACAAAAGAAAGCAAAAGACAAUCAAAAUAGGAUAGAAGAAGUAUGAAGGAAGUGAGAUUGACGGGGAUCUUGUCUUCUUUUUGUUUUGACGAUUAAAAGAUGGGCAUUGCAGUGAAAUAGUGACAAUAGGGUGCAAAAGCACCUAUUUGGCAUACUAACAUCCACUGCCAUAUCUGUACUGCCUUUUCUUUGGAUUAUGCCAAUAUUGAUGUUCAUUCUUGUUUUUCUCUCAAGCUGUGGUUUUAUUUGGUGAAUUAAAUUCUUAGAUAUAUAUAAUACAUUGACAGUUGAAUGAGUUUAUUUUUCCUUGAUUG